AUGGAAUAUUCAGGAAAGUAUACAGGUGAUGUAGCUCCUUCUGCUGAAGAGAAAGCUGUGUUCUUUGCAACCACCAACAGUGGGUAUGGAGGUACAAAAGAUAACCCAAUGUUUGCACAAGAUGUGCCAGUAUUGCCUGAAUUAGGAGAAAGAGAUUUGGCGUUAAAGCAUACAACUAAAACUUUGAAACAUAAAAUUCUAACGGAAAUGAGGGAGCAAGGAGCUCUUGAUACUGAAAUAUAUUCAAGAAUUAAGAAAGAUAAAGCAGCUAUUAAAAAGCAAGAUAUUAUUCCAAAGAGUUUCCCUUCUAAAGCUGAGGGAUUGAAAUAUCCCGAGCAUGCAAUGAAAAAGACUAAUCCAUUAUACCAAACUUCGAAUAAUUCUUAUGGCACUAAAAAGCCAUCUGAGCUAGACUUACCUAAAAAGUACUUUCCCAAGGACAACAAGUUCACUGGUAUGUUCUUGGGAGGAAACUUCUCAGACACAGGUUUGAACACCUUCAAAACGCCUUCGAGAGUGCACAAAAAUUACGAUGCUUAG
Moneuplotes crassus is the source of this 540-nucleotide messenger RNA. NCBI's taxonomy places the organism in Eukaryota, Ciliophora, Spirotrichea, Euplotida, Euplotidae. The record is from the annotation of a GenBank genome assembly.